Molecule: messenger RNA, 1218 nt
Organism: Peronospora matthiolae
Lineage: Eukaryota; Oomycota; Peronosporomycetes; Peronosporales; Peronosporaceae
Source: the annotation of a GenBank genome assembly
AUGGCCCGUGCUCUUCGAAAUGCCGGGAGCGCUACAUUAGAAACACGACUACGUGGUCAAAAGCGCACGUUUGCCUUACCCGGUACAGAAAUGGCGGUAUCCACCUCGUGUCGAGAGAAAAAAACAAUGCGCAGGAAGUCGACAUCGAAAAUCACGUCGUUUGUAGGGAAUUCUGUGGUAGAUUUCGUGGCACCCCUUCGAGCGAGUGCCCCGUCUUUCGUGCUCCCUUCAUGCGACCAGGACGUCUGUUCUCCGAGCUGUAACUCUGUUGACUCUCAAGUCUUAUUGCAAUACCCGAAUCUAGUCCCUGCGCGACUUCUGCGUCGGUACAAACGCUUUUUAGCGGACGUCGUGCUGGUGCAGGAAACGGGCACUGACAAAUGUGCUGCAGAGGCACCACCUGGUAAAAAGUUGGUCAACACAAGUGGUACUGGAGACGAGGAGGACGUGAGCGUCGAUGAGGUCGUGACGGUGUACUGCCCAAACACUGGACCAAUGGUGGGACUCUUGGAUGAACUACCGAACGCUCGGGUGCAACUGUCAAAGAGCGGUAACCCCAAGCGCAAGUACGCGUACACCCUUGAGAUGAUCCAGAUACAUAAUGGAGAUAGGAACGUAUGGGUUGGCGUGCACUCGAGCUCUGCGAAUUGCAUGGUCGAGCAAGCACUGACGUCUCGGUGGUUCACCGAGCUUGGUCCGUACGACUCUGUGCGGCGUGAAGUGAAGUUUGCCAAGGGGAGUCGUGUCGAUUUUGUACUGGUCACAAACGCCGAGGACGGGUCCGUCGCUCAUGAGAAGUAUGUCGAGGUGAAGAGCGUGACGCUCUCGGUGGGGGGAUGUGGUCAGGCUUCGUCACGCUGCGCAGUUUUCCCUGAUACAGUGUCGACUCGAGCUCAGAAACACGUGGUCGAGUUGACAGAGUUGCUGUCGACAAAUAGCAAGAUCCAAGUUGAACAGGAAAGCAAGCGUGCGACUCCUGAGCGGAGUGGAGCCAUCAUCUUUCUGGUACAGCGCGAUGAUUGUCACGCGUUUGCGCCGUCCAUUAAGCACGACAGGAAAUUUGCCGAGUUGUGCAUGACUGCGGCAAGCAGCGGGGUUCAACUACUGGCUUAUGCAUGUGCUCUAGAGCCUGAUGAGCUCAAUGGUUCUGGCGCUGUGCGGCUCUUGAAGGCACUGCCACUGCAUGAUGGUGCGAUAUUGGACAGGAUGCUGUCCUGA